UCUGAAGUUUCUGGAGUCAUGGCUGAAGCUGACAUCAAACCAAAAUCUAUGCAUCGUGCCAAAAACUGGUCAGAUGAGGUAGAGAACUUAUACAGAUUUCAGCAAGCUGGAUAUAGAGAUGAGAUUGAAUACAAACAAGUAAAACAAGUUGAUAUGGUCGAGUACUGGCCAGAAACUGGAUUUGUUAAGAAACUUCAGAGAAGGAACAAUACAUUCUAUUAUUACAAUAAGCAAAGAGAAUGCGAAGACAAAGAAGUCCAUAAAGUGAAAGUUUAUGUGUAUUAG
Messenger RNA from Antrostomus carolinensis (chuck-will's-widow), 285 nucleotides. It is a transcript of the gene MEIG1, whose product is annotated as meiosis/spermiogenesis associated 1. Gene Ontology annotation, cellular component: nucleus. The transcript has 2 exons. Lineage: Eukaryota; Metazoa; Chordata; Aves; Caprimulgiformes; Caprimulgidae. The record is from RefSeq and is a predicted model, not a curated record. Bases 19 to 285 code for a protein of 88 amino acids.